Messenger RNA from Aricia agestis (brown argus), 1196 nucleotides. RefSeq names its product UDP-GlcNAc:betaGal beta-1,3-N-acetylglucosaminyltransferase-like protein 1. Bases 81 to 1121 code for a protein of 346 amino acids. The transcript has a single exon. Lineage: Eukaryota; Metazoa; Arthropoda; Insecta; Lepidoptera; Lycaenidae. The record is from RefSeq and is a predicted model, not a curated record.
UUGAAUAAUUUACAAAAAUAUUAAAUUUAAAAUAUGCACAAUGCCUUUUCCUCAUCGGUGCUAAUGAGUUUUUCUGAAGAAUGGUAGAUAUUUCCGUAAUAAUUCCAGUCCAUAAUGGAGCAGAAUGGAUAGCAAAGUGUAUGAAAUCUAUUGCGGAUCAAACAAUAUUUAAUACAAAAGCUAAAAUAGAGAUUGUUGUGUUUAAUGACGGAAGCACUGAUUGUACCCAAAAACUUCUAGAAGAAUGGAAAGAGUAUUUUAGUUGUCAAGGAACUUUAUUUAUAAUAACCGGAUCUUCUCUUUCGAAAGGUGUAGGUGGAGCUAAAAAUGGUGCAGUUAAUCGAAGCACAGGUCAAUAUCUUUGUUUUCAAGACAUUGAUGAUGUUAUGAAUCCACACAGAAUAUUACAACAAUGGGAAGCAGCGAAACUAAAUAAAAGUGCUAUUAUUGGUUGUCAAGUCAUAAGGGAUCCACAGAACUCUACCCCUCGAUUUGUAAAAUGGGCCAAUAAUAUAAAACCCGAGCAACUAACAAAACAAAUUUAUUUGUCCUAUGGCCCCACAAUUCUCAUGCCCACAUGGUUUUGCCACAGAUCUGUUUUUGAAAAAAUUGGAGGAUUUGAUGAAUCUGGACGAGGCACUCCUGAAGAUCUUAUAUUUUUUUAUGCUCACAUUGACAUAGGUGGAAAACUUAUAAGACUUAACCAAGAACUGCUAAUUUACACAUACCAUAAAAAUGCUACUACUUUUUCAGUCACAAGAAACAGAAUACAAGAGAUUCAAUUAAAUAGACUUGAGAGUGUUGUACUUCCACGCUGGAAAUAUUUUACAGUUUGGAAUGCCGGUAAAGCUGGAAGACGAUUUGUUCGUAUGCUGAGUCACAAAAAUAAAAAAAAAGUUACAGCAUUUUGUGAUGUUGAUGUAAAUAAAAUAGGCCGCACAAUAGAAUUAUACUGCCACAUGGAAAGAAGAGUAAUUAAGAAGUUACCAGUUUUGCAUUUUACAGAAGCAAAACCUCCGUUCGUGAUAUGUGUUAAGCUAGACAUGACAAAUGGCGAUUUUGAGAAAAACCUCGAAUCCUUGAAUCUCACAGAAGGUAUUGACUAUAUUUUAUUUAGUUAGGUAAUAAGUUUGGAAGCCUUUAAUACGACUUUUUUAUAUUUUUAAUGUAAUUAAGAAAAUAAACACUGAAAUUAA